GUUAGCUCUCACCUCCUGUUUCUUUUAAGAUCUGCUACUUCUUCUUCUUCUUCUUCUUCAGAGAGAGAGAGAGAGAGAGAGAAAGACAGAGAGAGAUUUUUUCGGAGCGGGUUAAGUAACACGGGUCGUGGGGGUCCUAAUGGAGGGAAAAUCUGAUACGGGUGAUGGUGUGAAAUCGCCGCUGUUGGGGAGCGGUGGACGCAGUCGGCGACUGAGUCGUAGGAACUCAUAUAACUCACUCAGAAACGACUUCGUUUCCAGGCUCCCUGACAAUGUUCGAGCUGGCCUCGACCCCGAGUCGCCUGAAGGCAUCGACUACUCUCGAACCACAGGCUUAAACCGAGGGGAGAAGGAAUAUUAUGAAACCCAAUUUGCAACACUUCAAUCCUUUGAGGAGGUUGACUCUAUAGUGCAAGAAGACUGUAUCGACGAGGACGAUCUCGAGGAACGAGCACAACAUGAAAGAGCAAUGAAGAUUUCCAACUAUGCUAAUAUACUUCUCUUGGGACUUAAGAUCUAUGCUACUAUAAAGAGUGGGUCCAUAGCCAUUGCUGCAUCAACACUAGAUUCUUUACUAGAUCUCUUGGCUGGUGGCAUACUUUGGUUUACUCACCUGGCCAUGAAAAACAUCAAUAUCUAUAAAUAUCCUAUUGGGAAAUUGAGGGUUCAGCCUGUUGGCAUAAUCAUCUUUGCUGCUAUCAUGGCUACACUUGGGUUUCAAGUGUUGAUCCAGGCUGUCGAACAACUAGUUACAGAUGAUCCCACUGAAAAGAUGUCCUCGAGUCAAUUGGUGUGGCUGUAUGUAAUUAUGAUAUUUGCUACUGUGGUAAAACUUGCACUCUGGUUUUAUUGCAGGAGCUCAGGAAACAAGAUCGUUCGUGCCUACGCGAAGGAUCACUAUUUUGAUGUGGUGACGAAUGUAGUAGGAUUAGUUGCUGCUGUUCUUGCUAAUAGGUUCUACUGGUGGCUUGAUCCUGCUGGUGCUAUUCUCCUUGCUGUAUACACGAUUGUAAAUUGGUCUGGAACUGUUAUGGAAAAUGCAGUUUCCCUCGUGGGACAAUCAGCCCCUCCUGAAUUCCUACAAAAACUGACAUAUCUUGUCAUAAUGCACCCUGAAGUGAAGCGUAUUGACACAGUUCGUGCUUACACAUUUGGUGUUCUUUAUUUUGUGGAGGUUGACAUUGAACUCCCAGAGGAGAUACCCUUAAAAGAAGCACAUGCAAUUGGAGAAACCCUCCAGAUAAAGAUUGAGAAACUUCCCGAAGUUGAGCGAGCAUUUGUUCAUCUUGACUUUGAAUGCGAGCACAAACCAGAACAUUCUGUACUCGUCAAGCUUCCAAACACACAGCCCUGAUUUGACAGUAUCUCAGUAAACGGCCUUGUGGAAAACCUUUUAACUGUCUUCUGCAAAGGGCACUUCAAAGUGAGUGAGUAUAUUAGUUGGGAGGAUGAAAGGUUUCAAAAUCUGCAAUAAUCUAUUUACUUUUCAUACAAGUUAUAACAUAGAAGGAACUGAGACUGCGUGCCCUUUAAAUUUUGGCUCUUAUAUAUUAGGAAAGCAAAUCAAGUGAAUGGCUCUGUUUUUCUCUCUGUUCUUUUUCCAUGACUUGGACACAUUCCAAAUGCCCUCUCUUGAUCACUUUGAAUGCAUCUAAUUGCCCUUGUCACAUUCAUAUACACAAACAAAUGCAAGUCAGAUUUCUUC
Messenger RNA from Prunus mume (Japanese apricot), 1705 nucleotides. Its product is annotated as metal tolerance protein 4-like. Gene Ontology annotation, molecular function: manganese ion transmembrane transporter activity. Gene Ontology annotation, cellular component: membrane. Gene Ontology annotation, biological process: monoatomic cation transport; transmembrane transport. The record is from RefSeq and is a predicted model, not a curated record. NCBI's taxonomy places the organism in Eukaryota, Viridiplantae, Streptophyta, Magnoliopsida, Rosales, Rosaceae.